Molecule: messenger RNA, 2377 nt
Organism: Syzygium oleosum
Lineage: Eukaryota; Viridiplantae; Streptophyta; Magnoliopsida; Myrtales; Myrtaceae
Product: BTB/POZ domain-containing protein At5g66560
Exons: 5
Coding region: 100-2190 (696 amino acids)
Molecular function (GO): protein binding
Source: RefSeq, a predicted model, not a curated record
GCAGAUGCCGCCGUUGCUGAUGGAUCUGUGAGAGGAAGCAUUGCCCCAAGUGCAGAUCGAGAUCUUCUCUCCCCGAGGAAAAAAAAGAACCCGGGAAAAAUGGCUGCUGAGAAGACCAGCUCCAGAGGCCAAGCAUGGUUCUGCACCACUGGGUUGCCCAGCGACAUUGUGGUCGAGGUGGACGACAUGACGUUCCACCUGCACAAGUUCCCGCUGAUGUCGAAAAGCAGAAAGCUCCACCAGCUGAUCACGGAGCAAGAGGCGAACCCCGCCGCCGCGACCCAGGCCUUGGGACGCCGCGACGAGGAAGGCGACGGCGGCGGCGGCGGCGGCGGCGGCGGCGAGGGCGAGGGCGAUGGGGACGAGAUAGAGGAAGUGCAGCAGUGCCACAUAGCGCUCCAGGACUUCCCCGGCGGAUCCGAGACCUUCGAGAUGGCGGCCAAGUUCUGCUACGGCGUCAAGAUCGACCUCUCCGCCCUCAACGCCGCGCCCCUCCGCUGCGCCGGCGAGUUCCUCGACAUGACCGAGGACUACUCCGAGGACAACCUCAUCUCCAAGACGGAGAGGUUCCUGUCUCAGUCGGUGCUCAAGAGCCUGAAGGACUCGAUCCGGGCCUUGAGGUCGUGCGACCGGGUGGCGGCGCCGCUGGCGGAGUCGCUGGAGAUUCCCCAGCGAUGCGUGGAGGCCAUAGUCGCCAAAGCUUCCGCCGCCGAUCCGUCGCUGUUCGGCUGGCCCGUCGGCGACGGAGCCAAUCUGGGCCGCGGUCUGGCGAGCCAGGUGCUGUGGAACGGGAUCGAGACGAACAACCGGAGGAAGAGGGAGGCGAGAGGGAACAAUGCGGACUCGUGGCUCGAGGAUUUGGCGCUGCUGAGCUUGCCUCUGUUCAAGCGCCUGAUCUCCGCCAUGAAAGAGGCCGAUUUGAGCUCUGAAUUCGUCGAGACCUGCUUGAUGCACUACGCGAAGCGGUACAUCCCGGGCGUCUCGCGAUCCAGCAGGAAGCCGGCAUUGCCGCCGUCGUCCUCCUCUGCUUCUUCAGCACCUUCGGAGAGCGAACAGAGAGAGCUCCUGGAGACGAUCAUCGCGAGCCUACCGCCGGAGAAGACGGCCUCGCGGUCUUCGGGGCCGACGACGACGACCACCAGAUUUCUGUUCGGCCUCCUCCGGACGGCGAUCAUCCUGAACGCGUCGGAGGAUUGCCGGGCGUCGCUCGAGAGGAAGGUCGGGUUGCAGCUGGAGGAGGCGACGCUCGACGACCUCCUGAUCCCGAGCUAUUCCUACCUGGUAGAGACUCUCUACGACGUGGACUGUGUCGAGAGGAUCCUCGGCCACUUCCUGGACGCCGCCGGAGCCGACGGCCGCCUCGAGAGGUCGCCGGUGCUGAUGCUGGUCGGGAAGCUGAUCGACGGUUACCUCUCGGAGAUCGCCUCCGAUGCGAACCUGAAGCCGGAGAAGUUCUACGGCUUCGCGAUCUCGCUCCCCGAGCGGGCCAGGCUCUACGACGACGGCCUUUACCGCGCCGUCGACGUCUAUCUCAAGGCGCAUCCAUGGAUAUCGGAGCCGGAGCGAGAGAAGAUCUGCGGGCUGAUGGAUUGCCAGAAGCUAACGCUCGAGGCGUGCACGCACGCCGCGCAGAACGAGCGGCUGCCGCUGCGCGUGGUGGUGCAGGUGUUGUUCUUCGAACAGCUCCAGCUCCGCCACGCGAUCGCCGGGACGCUGCUCGCGGCGGAGACGGGGGCGGCGCUGGAGCCGGGCCGGCAGUCGGAAUCGAGACGUGGCGACGACGAUGACGACGACGACGACGAUGGAGACGAAGAAGAGGAUGCGGAGGUGGUGGAGCAGGAGCCGGCAGGAGAGAUGGCGGUGGCGGUGGCGGUAGCGGCGGGCCAGGGGAGCGUGAGCGCGACGUGGAGGUCGGCGGUGAGGGAGAACCAGGUGCUGAGGCUGGACAUGGACAGCAUGCGGACGAGGGUCCACCAGCUGGAGAGGGAGUGCUCGACGAUGAAGAAGGCGAUCGAGAAGAUCGACAAGGACGGCAGCGACGACGGCGGCGGCGGCGUUGGUCGCGCCAACGGAGGGUGGAGAGGGUCGUUGACGAGAAAGUUCGGGUGCAAGUUCAAGACCCAGGUGUGCGACUCACAUGAGCCGACGGUGGUUGAUACGAGGAAGGGGAGGCACCGGCAUCGCCAUUGACGGACCUCCUCCGUGCCGGGGUCGUAACCUCCCCCGAACGCCGCCAUCGUAAUAGUCCGACCCGUCAUCAUGUAUGUUGCAUCUUUAGGGCACGGAGAAAUUGUUACGCGCGCGCAUCAAAGUUCAUGUGAGCAUUAAAAUCCGAUUUGGUACGGUGGAAAUUGUAUCUCAAUUCGUUCUUUCAGAA